UGGAAUUUUCCUUCUAAAUAUUUGCAGGAGCCGCUAAUGGCACGGCGCGGCUUUUCAAGAUUGAUGUCUUGCCGGCGUUUUCAGGCCGCUCUUUAAAUGGACGUCCAUUCACGUCCUGGCCGUCGCCGCCGCCACCGCCGCCGCAGCUGAUUAAGGAUGCACGCCGUAGCGCGCACUUGAAGUUCCCCGCCAGCGUCGCCUUUCUCAUUCGCGGAGAACGCGACGACCGUGAUGAGCGGGCACGAACCGCGCAGGUAAAAGGGACACAUCGCCGCCCGCCUCCGGCUCAACCCCGCCACAACGCGGUACCCGGGCACGAGGGGGGCUCCGCAGCCAAGACGACAGGCACGUCUACUGCAGCGCUUGAGAUGUGGCACGGCUCCGGGGAGACCGCGUUGGCAAGAUGCUAGACGGGCUCGAGGAGACGCCGCUACCUGCUCGUCUCGGGACCACCUGCCGCCCACCAGACUAGACCGGAGCCUUGCCGUCCUUUUUCUUUCUCCUCGCUCCAUGCCGGGUGGACAUGGUCAGCGACUCCAGCAGUCCCUGAGCCGCCUGCCGACAGCACCUUGUUGCGCUCUUGAUGCAGUGCUGUGGCCUGGGGCACCGGCGGAGAGUACGGGUUUCCUACGGAUCGGCGGACUCCUACACUAGCCGUCCAUCUGAUUCAGAUGUUUCUUUGGAGGAAGACAGGGAGGCGGUGCGGAGAGAAGCAGAACGGCAGGCCCAAGCACAGCUGGAAAAAGCAAAGACUAAACCUGUUGCAUUUGCUGUUCGCACAAAUGUCGGCUACAGCGCAGCCCACGAUGACGAUGUCCCUGUCCCCGGUAUGGCUGUUUCGUUUGAAGCAAAAGAUUUCCUUCAUGUCAAAGAGAAAUUUAAUAAUGACUGGUGGAUAGGACGCCUGGUCAAAGAAGGUUGUGAGAUCGGUUUCAUUCCCAGCCCGGUUAAACUGGAGAACAUGAGGAUACAGCACGAGCAGCGGGCCAAGCAAGGCAAAUUCUACUCAAGUAAGUCUGGUGGGAAUUCCUCGUCAAGUUUAGGAGACAUGGUUCCGAGUUCAAGGAAGUCGACUCCUCCGUCAUCGGCAAUUGAUAUAGAUGCCAGUGGCUUAGACGCUGAAGAAAGUGAAAGUCCGGCAAGCCACCGCUCACCUAAGGGCACUUUAAACAGUGUCACAUCACCCAUAUCAAAAGAAAAGAGAAUGGCCUUCUUUAAGAAGACUGAACACAUUCCUCCUUAUGAUGUUGUGCCUUCAAUGCGCCCUGUGGUUCUGGUGGGGCCUUCACUGAAAGGGUACGAGGUGACAGACAUGAUGCAGAAGGCCCUGUUUGACUUUUUGAAACACAAGUUUGAAGGACGGAUAUCCAUCACACGGGUGACAGCCGACAUCUCGCUUGCCAAACGUUCUGUUUUAAACAAUCCGAGCAAGCACGCCAUCAUCGAGCGCUCCAACACCAAGUCCAGUUUAGCUGAAGUACAAAGUGAAAUCGAGCGAAUCUUUGAACUGGCGAGGACUCUGCAACUGGUGAUCCUCGAUGCCGACACCAUCAACCACCCGGCGCAACUGGGGAAGACCUCGCUGGCUCCGAUCAUCAUUUACGUGAAGAUUUCUUCUCCAAAGGUCCUGCAGAGGCUGAUCAAAUCCAGAGGGAAAUCACAAGCAAAGCACUUGAAUGUCCAGAUGGUUGCAGCGGACAAACUCGCUCAGUGCCCGCAGGAAAUGUUUGACGUCAUUUUGGAUGAGAAUCAGCUGGAGGAUGCCUGUGAACACCUGGCAGACUACUUGGAAGCUUACUGGAAAGCCACCCACCCGGCUAGCAGUAGCCCCCCAAACCAACUUCUAACUCGCACGCUGGCCACGGCGGCACUGACGGCCAGCCCCGCGGCAGCUUCGGCCCUGCAGGCAUCCCAGUGCGAGCAGAUUGAAAAGCUGGUUUCUGAAAGGACUACUCCCAGAGAAGAGGAGGAGGCCCAUACGGAACCGGCCAAAAAGUCGCAGCACCGCUCCUCCUCCUCUUCCUCCACGACUGCUCAGCAUCACAACCCGCGGGGUGGCACCGGUGGAAAAGGACUACCGCGCCAGGAGACGUUCGAUUCGGAGACACAGGACAGCAGAGACUCUGCUUACAUUGAACCAAAGGAGGAGUUUUCGGAGGAGCAAGAUGAACAUUACGAGUCCCCCCGUCGAGAACACAAUCACAGGGAGGAGGCACGUGGUGGCGGCGGUGAGCACAGACACCGCGAGUCACGGCACCGGUCGAAGGAGCAGGAUCGGGAGCAGGACCACAACGAGCGCAACAAACAGCGCAGCCGGCACAAGUCGCGGGACCACUACAGGGAGAGGGAUGGCGAAGUGGUAUCAAAAAAGCGGAGCGAGGCGGGCGAGUGGAAACGGGACACCUACAUUCGCCAGUAACUUCUGCCUACCUGGUCACAGCCGUGGCGCCCUCAUGCACUGUUCACGUCCUUCUGUGGGGGGCCGGGUGGGGGCUGCGUGUGUUUAUGUACCUUGGAUGGCUGAACAUUUUAAGCCCCUCAUUCCGGCGCACUGCCCAGCGCUGUUGCAGGUAAAGCGUCAGAGUCGCGACUUCAGCA
This is a messenger RNA of Polypterus senegalus (gray bichir), 2598 nucleotides long. Its product is annotated as voltage-dependent L-type calcium channel subunit beta-2-like. The record is from RefSeq and is a predicted model, not a curated record. Gene Ontology annotation, cellular component: voltage-gated calcium channel complex. The transcript is spliced from 13 exons. Gene Ontology annotation, biological process: calcium ion transmembrane transport; neuromuscular junction development; chemical synaptic transmission. Bases 584 to 2419 code for a protein of 611 amino acids. NCBI's taxonomy places the organism in Eukaryota, Metazoa, Chordata, Cladistia, Polypteriformes, Polypteridae. Gene Ontology annotation, molecular function: protein binding; high voltage-gated calcium channel activity.